AUGUCCGGGAGGCGAACGCGGUCCGGCGGGGCCGCCCAGCGCUCCGGGCCAAAGGCGUCACCUCCUGCUCAGUCUGGGCGGAGGUCCCAGCGGAAAUCAGGCUCUGAUCUUCCCAACACCCUCCCUGACAUCUGGCCGAAGGCACCCCAUGCGACUCCAGUCAGAAAGCCCAUCGUCUUGAAGAAGAUCGUGGCCCAUGCUGUAAAGAUCCCAAAUGUCCACUCACCUCGAAGGAGCCCUAGGAUUGCUUUUUUUUUGGAGAAAGAAAACAACCCUCCUAUCAAGGAGCCUACUAGAGAGGAUCUUUUCAAGACACAUAGUGUCCCUGUCACCCCCACCACCACUCCUGUGCUGUACAACCCAGAUGUUGAGUCAAAUUCCAGGGAAGCAGACCUGGACACCAGAGACUUGGAAAUGUCUAAGAAAGUCAGACGAUCAUACAGCCGGCUGGAAACCUUUCACUGUGCCUCCACCUCAACACCAGGCCGCCCAUCCUGCUUUGGCUUCGAGGGGCUACUGGGGACAGAAGACCUGGCCGGAGUCUCACCUUUGCUGUGUUCAAAGUUAACUGAGGUUUCCAGGGUCCCUGUGAAUCCCUGGGUCCCAGACACGACUCUCCCUGGAAUCUCCCCACCAGUGAAAGAGAAAAGAAAGAAGAAGAAGGUGCCGGAGAUUCUGAAAUCGGAGCUGGAUGAGUGGGCCGCGGCCAUGAAUGCUGAGUUUGAAGCUGCUGAGCAGUUUGAUCUCCUGGUUGAAUGAGAUGAAACUGGGGUGCACCUAGCCAGACUCUCCUCUUCCCUUUGUAUAUAUCCCCUUCUUCCUGUGGAAAAGACACUUGGGCUCCCCUUCCUUGGCCUUGUGACCUGUGCAGUGGCAGCAGCCAUGGCAACUGUAGGAAAUGGGGUUUGCCUGGCUGGAUGUCCUGGCCUUAGUCAGUGGCCCACCAUCGUCUCCUCCCUAUCUCCCACAGUGUCCUGGCCAGUUUCCAUCUGUGCCACAGACUAGGGAGUAAGAAUCACUGGCCCAGCCAGAGGAGGUUACAGGGCUGGGAAUUGUGGGUGAGAGCAUCUCUUCUGUUGGGGAAUGUGGCUGCUGUGCCAGCCCCAACAGAACAGGCACUAGUGGCCACAGCAGCCUCAGGCUUCCUCUCCUGGUUUGCCUUCUGUUGGUGGCUUGGUUCCAUCCAUGUAAAAAGGCUUGGGUUUUCUCUUCGAUUCUGUAGAUGAUCCAGGAGAGAAUCUGUGGAUUGGGGAUGGUUCUUUCUGUGAGGAAGAAGCUGGACACUCAGCCAGUAGAGUCGGGUUUGGGAGAGUGGAAGGCCUCGGUUGGUCUCAGAACAUAGGCGUUUACUCCUUAGAAGCUGUAUUUCAUAGUUCUUUGUUCUGCUGUUGAGAUGGUUAAACACCAGGCAGAUGAAGUGCUGGCUGCAUGGGGCAAAGGGUGCAUUUGAGGGUGUGGCACCAGGUGCCAAAGGCUCCAGCCUCCACAAACCUGAUGCUCAGGGCAUCUGGACUGGACACCUGCACAGGGUUGGGAAGGGACCCUUCUUUUCACACCUGUUUCUUACAAACUAAGGUGCAGUCUAUUCAGCUCUAGAACAAAGACUUACAGAUUGAACAGUCCUAGUCCCACUAGCAUUUUUUAGCUCUAGUUGUCAAGUUCUAGGAAGCUUUUCUCACAUUCCAGAAGGAGCAGAAGUUCAUAGCAGUUUUAACCUUUACCUUCCUUAGUGCCUUCUCAGUGAGGGCACUGCCUGAGGCAGGUGCCAGGAAUUGAGCUAGGGGGUGGGGCAAUCAUCUUAUUGUCUUCUGGGAACCCCACUCCCCUCCCCCAUUUCUCUUUUCUCAAUGUUUGUAAAAGGUGUGCUUUCAAAGACUGCCAAACCACAACUUGCACCAUCCCCCGGGUCGUUGAACUUUUGCACAUUUACAGGUUUGUGGAAGUAGAGGCUAAGAGGAUUGUGGAGGGGCUAGUGGACAGCAGAGAGUGUCAGGGAAGAGGAGUACUUGGAUUACCUGAAACAGUGCAGGCCUGGUGGGCGCUAGUUAAAUUCUUUAUAAGGGUUGGGAGCCCCAGACUACCUGUUCAAUGCUUUAUGCUUUGUCAGACCCUGUAAGCAGCAAGCUCCUUUGUCAGAGUAGGCCAGAUACCCUUGAGCUGGACCACACCUGAAGAAUUCUUGUUCUCACUGGCUGUUGGGCAGGACUCCUGGGAAUUGUCUUAGUCCUGCAGAAUCAGGAGUAGCCAGAUGGUGUUAACCUCUCUUCCUGAAAACUAAG
Molecule: messenger RNA, 2279 nt
Organism: Molossus molossus (Pallas's mastiff bat)
Lineage: Eukaryota; Metazoa; Chordata; Mammalia; Chiroptera; Molossidae
Gene: CDCA5
Product: cell division cycle associated 5
Exons: 6
Coding region: 1-759 (252 amino acids)
Source: RefSeq, a predicted model, not a curated record